Adineta ricciae is the source of this 2181-nucleotide messenger RNA. The record is from the annotation of a GenBank genome assembly. NCBI's taxonomy places the organism in Eukaryota, Metazoa, Rotifera, Eurotatoria, Adinetida, Adinetidae.
AUGGACACUUCUUCUUCCUCAAGUGCAUCUUCAUCUUCUACUGUACAAAUAAUGAAUAAUGGAAGCAAUGGUGCGGCAGAUACCAUAGAGUAUCACACAACAAAUAGUAUUACUCUCUGUUUAAAAUACAAGAAAGAUCAAUAUACAAUAAUCGAUAAACAUUCAAACGUAUCAUGCUGGUCUACAUUUGGUUUACCGGCGAAAAUUUUAGGACCUGAUAAAUACGAAGUUCUCAACAACCUACAUUUGAAAUUACCGGCGGAGAAAUCAAUUGCAUCAUCACCUACUCGUAAUACACCCAAACCUGUUAAUACAAAGAAUCUUGAAAAACACAAGCAUCAACUAACCAGUCUAUUGAGCGAAUGGUUAUGUUCAGGAACACGUCCUGUCAAUAUGGUGGAAGAUAUUGGUUUAAAAGCUUUUGUGGAUCAUUGCAUCCAUAUUGGUUAUAUGUAUGGUCCGAUACCUGGAUCUUCACUUUUACCGUGUAGACGAACAGUCAACAAAGAAAUAAAACAUAUGGCUAGUGCUGGAAGAAAUCAAAUGAAAACUACUCUCAUCAAAGCUGCAAAGAGAAGAUGUUUAACCUUAUCUACAGAUAUUUGGUCAGACGGAUACAAGAAGGUAUCUUAUCUCGGUUGUACUGCUCAGUGGGUGGAUGAAAAUUGGAAUUUAUGUUCGUUUGAACUGUUUUGUUUACCAUUUCGAAAACCAAACAAAACAUCGAAAAAUGUUUUCUUGGUAAUUGAGGAAGGACUGGCACUUUAUGAUUUACAACCAUUUAUGGACGAUAUCAUAUGGGUGUGUGAUAGAGGUAGUAAUCUUAAAAAGGCAUUAGACAAGUUUACGGUGGUGCAUUGCAUUGGGCAUAGACUCAAUAAUAUUCUUCAAAAAACAUUUUAUCAAGCGGAAACUAGCAAAGCAAAGAAGGACAUUGCAUUUGGAGAUUUGUAUGUCACAAUAGCUGAAGAUGAAGAUGAUGAAAUCAGUGGAUGUGAAAGCGAAGAAGCAUCUUCGGAUAGUGAUAUUGAUGAAAAAUUACUUGAUAAACGAACUAAAAAUAUUAAUUAUGCAUCUUCCAUUUCAAAUAAAAACAAUGCAACAACAACUAUUGCUCAAUUACCAUCUGAUGCCAAACGUUUAUUAAUAACUAUUAUUCAUUCCAAAGAAUUAGUACAAUAUGUCAAAAAGGUGAAUUUAAAUCAAGAUUUAGAAGAGAAGAACACUGCAAUUCUUAUACAAAGUACAAUUGUACGUUGGCUUUCCUUGUACAACUGUUUAAAGAGUGUACGAGGAUCUUUAACAGCGCUAACAGAAAUAUUCGACGAAAAGCAUUUGGAAAAAAAGCGAAUAAAUCUUAUUAGUAUAUUUAUGUUGGAUAAAUUAAUUGAGUUUUUAAAACCAUGGACAUACGUUAUGAAACGAGUUCAGUCUUCACUUGUUCCUUCGGUUCAUACGGUUACUCCCAUUAUCUUUAUGGUCAAUUCAUCGUUAGAUAUUAAAGCAAAUGAUUCUAAACAAGAGAAAGGGAUUAUGUUUUUUCGACAACGAGCGAAACAAAUCAUGAAACAAAUGAUUAUUUUCGAUCCUAUCCAUUUGAUAGAAACUUUCUUCAAUCCGAAAACUCGUAAAAUGACAUUUUUAACGGCAAAACAAAGAGAAGAAUGUUUAGAGUAUGUUAAACAAGAAAUGUUAAUCUUUGACGUUGAUCAACAGGUACCAUCACCGUCACACAGAAAAGAAAUUCAAUUACGAAGAAAUACUUCAAGUUCGUAUAUGGCUGAUUUUUAUUUAAUAGCAGAGAGAGAGGAUGUCGGUGGACACGGAUCUUCAAAAAUCUCAGCACAUGAAAUGGAAAUUGAUAUGUAUCUCAAGCACGGUGUAGAUAGAACAACUAACGGAAAUACUGAUCAAGGAACUGACGAAUACAACCCAUUAUGUUUUUGGAAAGCUAGACACUCAUCCUAUCCAGUUCUAUAUAAAGUGGCAGCUCGAGUUUUGGCUGUACCUGCAACAAGUAGUGCGGUAGAACGAGAAUUUAGUUUCACAGGUAACAUUAUCACUCAAAAACGUUCGAGAUUAUGCCCUAAUACAGUCAACGACAUUGUAUGUAAUCAUUCAUAUGCUUUAUUCAAAAUGAGAUUUGGUGAAUCAAUAGAGUGUGAAACUAUCGAACUCUAA